Molecule: messenger RNA, 8436 nt
Organism: Sceloporus undulatus (fence lizard)
Lineage: Eukaryota; Metazoa; Chordata; Lepidosauria; Squamata; Phrynosomatidae
Gene: FN1
Product: fibronectin 1
Exons: 47
Coding region: 16-7725 (2569 amino acids)
Biological process (GO): cell-substrate junction assembly; nervous system development; heart development
Cellular component (GO): extracellular region
Molecular function (GO): proteoglycan binding; integrin binding
Source: RefSeq, a predicted model, not a curated record
UUUGUCUACCCGGGAAUGUGCCUCUCUGUGACGUCACCGCCGCGCCUUAGCCAAUCAGGGGACGCGGGCGCGUUCCAAAGGGGUGUCCCCGGUGGGUCCCUCCUCCUCCUCCCCCUCCCUCUGGAUGCAACUUUUUCUUGCUCCUGUUGCAUCCAUCGCAGCAGGAUCCCAGGGCAGGGAUAUAUAAACCCCCCGCCGAGCCAGAGCUCUCUGCCUUUCUUGCAGACUGCACCGAGGCAAGAGGCAGAAGAAGAGAGCAGCUUGACCUGUCUGUCCAGCAACAUGCCCAGCAGUCCGGCGUCGAGGAGGCCCUCCUUGUGGCUCCUGCUGAUGCUGAGCCUUUCCUUGGCAGUGGCUGGGGUCCAGGGUACGAAAUCCCCGGGGGACAAGCGCAAGAGGCAAGCCCAGCAACAGCAGAUCGUCCAGCCUGCCCCUCUGCCUGCAGCUGCCCAGAACAAACAGGGAUGCUAUGACAAUGGGCAACACUAUCAGAUCAACCAACAGUGGGAGCGCAUUUACCUGGGGAAUACUCUGGUUUGUACCUGCUAUGGGGGGAGCAGAGGAUUCAACUGCGAAAGUAAGCCUGAAGCGGAAGAGACCUGCUUUGAUAAAUACACUGGAGUUACUUACCGAGUAGGAGAGACCUAUGAGCGACCUAAGGACUCCAUGAUUUGGGACUGUACCUGCAUUGGGGCCGGCCGUGGUCGAAUCAGUUGCACAAUUGCAAAUCGCUGUCAUGAAGGCGGCCAGUCCUACAAGAUUGGUGACACCUGGCGCAGGCCUCACGAGACUGGCGGCUACAUGUUGGAGUGUGUGUGCCUUGGCAAUGGGAAGGGGGAAUGGACUUGCAAACCAGUUGCUGAGCGGUGCUAUGAUAACAGUGCUGGAACAUCCUAUGUGGUUGGAGAAAUCUGGGAGAAGCCCUACCAAGGCUGGAUGAUAGUGGAUUGCACAUGCUUGGGAGAAGGCAGCGGUCGUAUUACCUGCACCUCCAGAAACCGGUGCAAUGAUCCAGAUACCAAGACAUCCUACAGAAUUGGAGAUACCUGGAGCAAGAAAGACAACAGGGGAAAUCUGCUACAGUGCAUCUGCACUGGCAAUGGCAGAGGAGAAUGGAAAUGCGAGAGGCAUUCAUCUCUGCAGACCACUGGCAUAGGAACUGCAUCUGCAACCAUCACAGAUGUACGAACUGCCCUGUAUCAGCCCCAGCCCCAGCCUCCUCCAUAUGGACACUGUGUAACCGACAAUGGCAUGGUGUACUUUCUGGGAAUGCAAUGGCUCAAGACGCAAGGCAGCCAGCAUAUGCUUUGCACUUGUCUGGGCAAUGGAGUCAGUUGCCAGGAAACAGCUGUGACACAGGCCUAUGGUGGCAAUUCCAAUGGGGAACCCUGCGUCUUCCCUUUCACCUAUAAUGGGAGGACUUUCUACUCAUGCACUUCUGAAGGCCGUAGUGAUGGGACUCUCUGGUGCAGCACAUCCUCUAACUUUGAUCAGGAUCAGAAAUAUUCCUUCUGUACAGAACAAAAUGUCUUGGUUCAAACACGUGGUGGUAACUCCAAUGGUGCUCUGUGCCAUUUCCCUUUCCUUUACAACAACCGCAAUUACACUGAUUGUACUUCUGAGGGGCGGAGAGACAACAUGAAAUGGUGUGGAACCACACAAAACUAUGAUGCUGACCAGAAGUUUGGAUUUUGCCCCAUGGCUGCUCAUGAGGAAAUCUGCACAACCAAUGAUGGUGUUAUGUACCGUGUUGGAGAUCAGUGGGACAAGCAGCAUGAAAUGGGCCAUAUGAUGAGAUGCACUUGCGUAGGAAAUGGGCGUGGAGAGUGGACUUGCAUUGCUUAUUCCCAACUUAGAGACCAGUGUAUAGUUGACGACAUCACCUAUGAUGUUAACCAGACUUUCCACAAACGUCACGAAGAAGGACACAUGCUGAACUGUACCUGCUUUGGUGAAGGUCGGGGGAGAUGGCAGUGUGAUCCUGUUGACCAGUGUCAAGAUUCAGAAUCCCAGACCUUCUACCAAAUUGGAGAUUCAUGGGAAAAGCAUGUUCAUGGUGUCCGAUAUCAGUGCUACUGUUAUGGACGUGGUAUUGGGGAAUGGCACUGCCAGCCUCUAAGUGCAUAUCCAGGUUCCACUGGUCCUGUCCAAGUGAUUAUCACAGAUGUCCCAAUUCAUCCUGAUUCUCAUCCUGUUCAGUGGGUUGCACCUGAAUCUUCUCAUAUUUCCAGUUACAUCCUGCGAUGGAGACCAAAAAACUCUAGAGUGAAGUGGAAAGAGGCCACCAUCCCAGGUUAUCUGAACUCCUAUACUAUCUCAGGCCUGAGACCUGGUGUUCUUUAUGAAGGGCAGCUUAUUAGUGUACAGCAUUAUGGUCAAAGAGAAGUCACCCGUUUUGAAUUUACCACUUCUAGUACUACAUCUAUUUCAACUUCUCGUGUGACAGGAGAAACAACAGCACUGCCUUCUAUGGUGUCCAUCUCUGAGUCGGUUACAGAGAUUACAGCUAACAGCUUUGUGGUGUCCUGGGUUUCUGCAUCAGACACUAUCUCAGGAUUUCGUGUGGAAUAUGUAUUGAGUGAAGAUGGUGAUGAGCCCAAAUACUUGGAUCUUCCAAGCACAGUCACUUCUGUUAACAUCCCCAACUUGCUUCCGGGUCGCAAUUACAUUGUUAGAGUCUAUCAGAUUACCGAAGAGGGCAAGCCUGAUCUAAUUUUGUCAACCUCCCAGACAACAGCACCUGAUGCUCCUCCUGAUCACCAUGUGGAAAAUGUCGAUGACACAUCUAUCCUUGUCAGCUGGAGCAGGCCAGAAGCUCCAAUCACAGGCUUCCGAAUUGUCUAUACUCCAUCCGUGGAAGGCAGCAGUACAGAGCUCAAUCUUCCUGAGUCUGCCACCUCUGUGACACUCAGUGACUUGAUGCCUGGGGUUCAGUACAAUAUCAGCAUUUACGCUGUUGAAGAAAAUCAGGAGAGUACACCUAUCUUCAUUCAGCAGAAGACCACUGGAGUGGCACAGGAAGGUGAGAUUCCUUCGCCAAAGGAUCUGCAGUUUGUUGAAGUCACUGAUGUAAAAAUCACCAUCAUGUGGAAUCCCCCUGACAGUGCUGUGACUGGCUAUCGUGUAGAAGUGAUUCCAGUUAACCGUCCAGGUGAACAUGGGCAAAAGUUGCCUAUUACUAGAUACACCUUUGCUGAGAUCACAGAGCUUUUGCCAGGAACAACCUAUAUUUUCAAGAUCUAUGCCCUCGGACAAGGCACAGAAAGUGAACCACUGACUGGAGAACAAACAACUAAACUUGAUGGCCCAACCAACUUGAGGAUUGUCAAUGCAACAGACUCUACUGCACUGGUGACGUGGAGGCCCCCUCGUACUCGUAUUACAAGAUAUCGGCUUUCUGUGGGGCCUACCACCGGAGGACAACCAAAACAGUACACCAUUGGGCCAUCUGUAACUAAGUACUUGCUGAGGAACUUGCAACCGGGUUCUGAGUACACAGUGUCCCUAGUGGCUAUCAUGGGUAACCAGCAAAGCAACCCAGAGACAGCAGUCUUCACAACCUUGCAACCUAUGGGCUCAGUUCCUUAUUAUAACACUGAGGUGACGGAGACAUCUAUUGUAAUUACCUGGACACCUGCACCAAGGAUUGGUUUUAAGUUGGGCGUGCGCCCAAGCCAAGGUGGUGAAGCUCCAAGGGAAGUCAUAUCUGAAUCUGGGAGUAUUGUCAUAUCAGGCCUGACUCCUGGUGUGGAAUAUAUCUACAGCAUCACAGUCCUUACAGAUGGUCAAGAGAGAGAUGCGCCCAUUGUCAAAACAGUAGUUACACCUCUGUCACCACCAACCAAUUUGCAUCUUGAUUCUAACCCUGACACUGGAGUCCUCACUGUCUCUUGGGAAAGAAGCUCAAGCCCAGAUAUCACUGGCUACAGAAUUACUACCAUCCCUACAAAUGGGCAGCAAGGCUACACUCUGGAGGAAGUAGUAGAAGCAGGCCAGACUUCCUGCGUCUUUGAACAUCUGAGUCCUGGUGUGGAGUAUAAUGUCAGUGUUUAUACAGUCAAAGAUAACCAGGAGAGCCUGCCAAUCUCAGAAACCAUCACACAAGAGGUGCCCCAGCUCACUGACUUAAGCUUUGUUGACAUAACCGAUACAAGCAUCGCCCUGAGGUGGACCCCACUAAACGCCUCCACCAUUAUUGGCUACCGCAUCACGGUGGUGGCAUCAGGAGAGAGUGUCCCCAUUUUUGAAGAUUUUGUGGACUCUUCAGUAGGAUACUACACGGUGACAGGCCUGGAGCCGGGCAUUGAUUAUGAGAUCAGCGUAAUCACACUCAUUAAUGGCGGAGAGAGUGCCCCCACUACGCUGACUCAACAAACUGCUGUUCCUCCCCCCACCGAUCUACGAUUCACCAAUGUGGGACCUGACACUAUAAGAGUAACUUGGACUCCACCAACAUCCAUUGAAUUGACCAGCUUCCUUGUUCGUUACUCACCUGUGAAGAAUGAGGAGGAUGUUACAGAGUUGUCUAUCUCGCCUUCUGACAAUGCAGUGGUUUUGACAAAUCUCCUCCCUGGCACUGUGUAUUUGAUCAGAGUCUACAGCGUGUAUGAACAACAAGAGAGUAAACCUCUGACUGGAGAGCAGAAGACAGGCCUUGAUUCCCCAACUGGGCUGGACUUCUCAGAAAUAACAGCUCAUUCUCUCACUGUCCAUUGGAUUGCCCCUCGUGCGCCUAUCACUGGCUACAAGAUCCGCCAUUACCUCGAGCAAGGGGGGAGCCGGCCCAAAGAGCUCCGCAUUGCACCGUCUCGCAAUUCCAUCACUCUCACUGACCUGGUUCCAGGCUCAGAGUACGUGGUCAGCAUUUCUGCCAUAAAUGGCAAAGAGGAGAGUUUGCCCUUGGUUGGACAUCAAAGUACAGUUUCUGAUGUUCCUAGAGACCUGCAAGUUACUGCCACCAGCCCCACUAGCCUGGUCAUUUCCUGGGAGCCUCCAGCUGUUACUGUUAGAUACUACAGGAUCACAUAUGGUGAAACAGGGAGCAGUGGGCCCGUUCAAGAGUUCACAGUACCUGGGCAUGUGUCCACUGCAACCAUCCCUGGCCUUAAGCCUGGAGCAGACUACACCAUCACUGUGUAUGCAGUUACUGGACGUGGGGACAGUCCUGCCAGCAGCAAGCCAGUCACUGUCAACUACAGAAUAGAGGUUGACACACCAUCCCAGCUAGAAGUAACAGAGGUACAGGACAGCAGCAUCACAGUAAGGUGGCAGCCUUCUUCCUCCCCAGUUACUGGCUACAGAGUGACAGCAGCCCCCAAGAAUGGCCAUGGUCCCACAAAAACCAGAGUCCUCUCUGCAGAUCAAACUGAAGUUACAAUUGAAGGGCUACAACCUACUGUCGAAUAUAUAGUUAGUGUGUAUGCCCAGAGUCAAAGCGGAGAAAGCCAACCACUGGUUGAGACAGCUGUUACAAAAAUUGACCGCCCUAAAGGACUGACAUUCACUGAGGUGGAUGUCGAUUCCAUCAAAAUUGCGUGGGAAAGCCCACAGGGGCAAGUCACCAGGUACAGGGUGACCUUCUCCACCCCUGAGGAUGGAAUCCGCGAGCUCUUCCCUGCUCCAGAUGGUGAAGACGACACUGCAGAGCUUCACGGCCUCAGGCCUGGUACUGAGUACACUGUCCGCAUCGUUGCCUUGCACGAUGGCUUGGAGAGCCUGCCUCUGAUUGGGACCCAGUCCACAGCAAUCCCACCUCCUACAAACCUGAGGUUUACUCAGGUUGCUCCAACCAGCCUGACUAUCACUUGGACUGCACCAAAUGUUCAGCUUACUGGGUACCGAGUCAGAGUGAAUCCCAAGGAUAAGAAUGGGCCAAUGAAAGAAAUUAACGUCUCUCCCGAUAGCACGUCUGCUGUCAUUCCAGGACUAAUGGUGGCAACCAAAUAUGAAGUCAGUGUCUAUGCUCUGAAGGACUCUCUGACCAGCAGACCUGCCCAGGAUGUAGUCAGUACUCUAGAGAAUAUCAGCCCUCCACGUCGGGCACGUGUCACUGAUGUCACGGAGAGAACCAUCACAAUUACCUGGCGUACCAAGACGGAGACAAUCACUGGUUUCCAGAUUGAUGCUGUCCCAGCAAGUGGUCACAAUCCAGUGCAAAGGACGAUUGGCCCUGAUGCUAGAUCCUAUACCAUCACUGGCUUGCAACCUGGCACUGACUACAAGAUUUACAUCUACACCCUGAAUGAAAAUGCUCGCAGUUCACCAGUAGUGAUUGAUGCUUCCACCGCCAUCGAUGCGCCAUCCAACCUACGCUUCCUCACAACCACAAGCAACUCCCUGUUGCUCACUUGGCAGCCACCCCGGGCCAAGAUCACAGGAUACAUUAUUAAGUAUGAGCGUGCUGGGGAACCGGCAAGAGAGCUGCUUCCUCGUCCCCGACCUGGUACUACAGAAGCCACUAUCACUGGUCUCGAACCAGGGACAGAAUACAUCAUCCACAUAAUUGCCGUGAAGAAUAGUCAGAAGAGUGAACCAUUGAUUGGAAGGAAAAGAACAGAUGAGCUUCCCCGGCUGGUAACAUUUCCACUCCCUGGCCCAGGUACGCCAGAGAUCCUGGAUGUGCCGUCUGAGAAUACACCUUACUUCACAAACAAUCCCUAUGACAAUGGAAAUGGUAUCAAACUUCCAGGCACUUCUGGUCAGCACCCUACAGUGACCAACCCUGGCCAAGUCAUCGUGGAAGUGUAUGGAUCUCGGACACCCACAACUGCAGCCACUCCGUCACAUCGUAGACCAAAUGAAGAGUCUGUGGUGGUGAACCGUUAUCCAGUGCGGAUACCAGAGGUGGACAGGCCUUCUUAUCCUCACAGCCUUCUGCCUAAGAAUAACCGCACAAGGCCCCAGGAAGCACUUUCUGAGACCACCAUCUCAUGGACCCCCUAUUUAGAGAGCUCUGAGUACAUCAUCUCUUGUCAGCCUGUUAGCUCUGAAGAAGAACCUACAGAGGUCAAAGUUCCUAGCACAUAUUCUAGUGCUACUCUCACAGGUCUUACAAGAGGUGCCACCUACAACAUCAUAGUGGAAGCAAUAAAAAAUCGUAGAAGGCAUAAAGUUCUUGAAGAAGUAGUCACAGUAGGCAAUUCCGUUUCUGAAACGAUAAACCAACCCACAGAUGAUUCAUGCUAUGAUACUUUCACUGGCUCUUCCUACUCCCUUGGGGAAGAAUGGGAAAGAAUGUCCGAAACUGGAUUUAAGCUCUGGUGCCAAUGUUUAGGCCUCGGCAGUGGCCACUUCAGAUGCGACUCUUCAAAAUGGUGUCAUGACAAUGGUGUGAACUACAAAAUUGGUGAGAAGUGGGACAGGCAUGGAGAGAAUGGAGAGAUGAUGAGUUGCACGUGCCUUGGAAACGGGAAAGGAGAAUUCAAAUGUGAACCUCAUGAAGCAACUUGCUAUGAUGAGGGCAAGAUGUACCAUGUUGGAGAACAGUGGCAGAAAGAAUACCUUGGGGCCAUCUGCUCCUGUACAUGCUAUGGUGGACAGCAGGGAUGGCGUUGUGACAACUGCCGUAGGCCUGGUGCUGGAACAUCACCUGAAGGUUCUCCUGGUCACACCCAUUCGCAGUACACACAGAGACAGCAAACCACCACUACUAACGUCCAUUGUCCAAUUGAGUGCUUCUACCCUUUACAUCUACAAUCAAAUACACAAAACCGACGAGGAGAUUAACACCCAUCAACAACUAAUAACAGCCAAGAAGAGUCUACUUGCCAAGACCAUCCACUCUAGAAUGCUGCUAGGAAAAAAGAAAAAGCAGAUCUGUCUUAGGGUGGCCAGACUCCCUUUCUCAGCUUUUGCGCAGCUCACAGCUUCUCCAAGGAAGGUCACUCUUGGAGCGUCUCAAGACUUCUUUUCACAACAGAUAGCUGUAUGUUAUCUGUCUUUUUGAUCUAAGUGUUUCAGUACCAUUCAGUAUUUUUCCCAAGACAACUAUUACUAACUCGUAAAUUACUCAGCAGUCAGUAAUAUACAUAAGAUCCCUUUUAUGGGGUUGAGAGGAGGGCCUUUAACCUAACCAAAGAAACCAGUGAACCCCAAAUUCAGUGUUCACCCAGUUGAGCAGCUAUCAAUUGAAACUGCAUACACCCUAUCAUUGUGAUAUUUAAAAUAUGCACAGUCCUAGUCUUUCCAAAUGAUCCUAGUUUCUUUCCCUAGCGGUAUAUUUGUAUUCUGUACUGUUAUUUAUCAAUGUCGAUCUUUCUUCCCCCCUCCCCCUCCUGCCUCAGUGUUUUUCUACAGGAAAAUACCGUAAAGACAUUUAGUAUAACGUUAACAGAGGAAUUUGGUAUAAUUAUGAUCAGUGAUUAUUUUUUAUACUGUAAGUGCCAAAGCUUUACUACUGUGGGAGACAACUCUUUUAAUAAAAAGAUUUACAAACCA